AUGGAUGUGGAGUGUCAGAAACACACCAAGGAAUGGGAGGAACUGGGGAGUUACCAGGAGAAACUUUUGCAAGAGAAAGAUACAGUUAUAAAAGACAAAGAUGAUGUUAUCCAGAAGUUGGGGAGUUCUUGUGACGCCCUGGCCAAAGAGCAAAGAGAGCUCCUGCAACAAGUGUCAGCUCUGACUGCUGAGAGGGAUUCAGCCCUGGGUGAACAUCUGGAUCUCAAAAGUUCACAUGAAGCCUUAGAGAAGGAGAUGAGCAGAGUAUUGCAGAUGAAUCAGAGUCUGCAGGCCGAGAAGCAGAUGCUCCUUGAGCACAUAGAGGAGCUGAGCAUGAGUUUAGACAGCACAGCUAGUGAAAACCAGGGGUUAAAGGUGAGACAGGAGGAGCUGCAAGAAGAGUUACAGACUGAGCACAGGGAACUUGCAAAGCUGGUGAAAGCCAAUACGGAGCUGGAGAGUUCCCUUGGGAGUCUCUCCCGUCUUCUCGAGGAGGUGGAAGCCUCAAGGGAGACACUCAGUGCAGAGUGUGCUCAGCUGCUGCAGGAGAAGGAGGCUCUCUGUGCCUCCCAGCAGAGGCUCUUGGCAGACAGGGAGCAGCUCCAGGGGGAGAACGAGGCAGUUGCUGAGCAGCUCACAAAGGCCUCGGCAGACGCGGCACUGGCUGAGAGGAUGAACCAGCUCACCUUGGAGAAGGAAUCUGUCACUCAGAAGUUGUUGCAGGUUGAAAAGCAUAACGAAGCUCUUCUCCAAGAGAAGAAAGACUUGGAGAAAAAACACUUUGAGCUUCUCGAGGAAAGCAAGUCUUGUGCAGAGGCAGUUGCUGGUCUGAAGAGAGAACAUGAACUGGUUGUCUCAUCCAAGAGUGCUCUGGCCCAAGAGAAUGUCAUGCUCCAGGAUUCCAUUGAAGCCCUCAAGGGAGAGCUGAGUAGGAAGACAGCAGAAAAUGAAGAGCUAAUGGCCUGCAAACGUGACCUUUCAGAUCUGAAAGAGGCCCAGGAGUCCAGAGCAGCACUGCAGGCUGAGCUGGACCUGCUGUCCUCCCUGAGCUCCUGUUCUUCUGACAGGGAGAUGCUGCUCAGAGAGAGGACUGAGCUGCAGGACCAGUGCCAGAAAUUAGCUGGGGAGGUUGCUGUGCUGAAAGAAAACCUAAGCACAGAAAAGGAACCUAGAAAACAGGACAAGGAAUCGUUUCUGUUAGAAUCAGAAUUCCAGGCCCUGCACAGCAUCGUGUGCCAGAGGCUGGAAGAGCAUCAGCACAGGCUUGAGCUGAUGGAGGAGGAGAGAAGAAAGUUGCUGCAG
Messenger RNA from Acanthisitta chloris (rifleman), 1302 nucleotides. RefSeq names its product trichohyalin-like. The annotation marks the transcript as partial. The record is from RefSeq and is a predicted model, not a curated record. NCBI's taxonomy places the organism in Eukaryota, Metazoa, Chordata, Aves, Passeriformes, Acanthisittidae. The transcript has 2 exons.